Messenger RNA from Gracilinanus agilis (Agile Gracile Mouse Opossum), 4326 nucleotides. RefSeq names its product solute carrier family 12 member 3 (gene SLC12A3). NCBI's taxonomy places the organism in Eukaryota, Metazoa, Chordata, Mammalia, Didelphimorphia, Didelphidae. Gene Ontology annotation, molecular function: sodium:potassium:chloride symporter activity. The transcript has 26 exons. The record is from RefSeq and is a predicted model, not a curated record. The coding region runs from base 84 to 3179 and encodes 1031 amino acids. Gene Ontology annotation, biological process: sodium ion transmembrane transport; sodium ion homeostasis; chloride transmembrane transport. Gene Ontology annotation, cellular component: membrane.
CGCAAACAUACCCCAGCGCCUUCCCCAAUCCUCCCUUCCUCCACACCUUGGCAUCAUAGAGCCGAAGAGGUGGGAGGGCUGCAAUGGCCGAACUGCAAGCCUCUGAGCUCCCGGGGGACCCUGCCCUGAGCAGCGGCCGGUUCACUAUUAGCACCCUGUUAGGGGGUGAGGAUGGGGGUCGAGCCCACUACGGGCAGCCCGACUCGCCUCCUGCUGCCUAUGACACCACGCACAGCAGCACCUUCUACAUGCGGACCUUUGGCUACAAUACCAUCGACGUGGUGCCCACCUAUGAGCACUAUGCCAACAGCGCCAUGCCCGGCGAGGUCAAGAAGGUGAGGCCCACUCUGGCUGACCUCCACUCAUUCUUGAAGCAGGAAGGCAGCCACCUCCACUCCCUGGCCUUUGAGACCCGAUCCAGCCACGAACUAUCUGAUGGAUUGGUGGAAGAUGCCAGCAGUGCAGCCGGGGAGAAGCCAGUAGGGGAGCCUGUGCGAUUCGGCUGGGUUAAAGGAGUGAUGAUCCGAUGCAUGCUCAACAUAUGGGGAGUGAUCCUCUACCUGCGUCUGCCCUGGAUCACAGCCCAAGCUGGCAUUGUCCUGACAUGGGUCAUCAUCCUCCUCUCGGUGACAGUGACCACCAUCACUGGCCUCUCCAUCUCUGCCAUCUCCACCAAUGGCAAAGUCAAGUCAGGUGGCACCUACUUCCUUAUCUCGAGGAGCCUGGGCCCAGAGCUAGGUGGCUCCAUUGGCCUCAUCUUUGCCUUUGCCAAUGCCGUUGCUGUGGCCAUGCAUACUGUGGGCUUUGCUGAGACUGUACGGGAUCUACUCCAGGAGUAUGGCUCUCCCAUAGUGGACCCCACCAAUGACAUAAGAAUCAUCGGCGUAGUCACGGUCACAGUGCUGUUGGCCAUUUCCUUGGCUGGGAUGGAAUGGGAAUCUAAGGCCCAAGUGUUAUUCUUCCUGGUCAUCAUGGUCUCCUUCGCCAACUACUUCGUGGGAACCCUGAUUCCUCCAUCUCAGGAAAAGGCAUCGAAGGGCUUCUUCAGCUACAGGGGGGACAUUUUUGCCCAGAAUUUAGUGCCAGCCUGGAGGGGCGUCGACGGAAGCUUCUUUGGAAUGUUCUCAAUCUUCUUCCCAUCAGCCACUGGCAUUCUUGCAGGUGCCAACAUCUCCGGGGACCUAAAGGAUCCUGCUGUGGCGAUCCCCAAAGGCACCUUAAUGGCCAUAUUCUGGACGACAUUCUCCUACCUGGCCAUCUCGGCUACCAUUGGCUCUUGUGUGGUUCGAGAUGCCUCUGGAGGCCUCAACGACACAGUGGUCCCAGGUUCCUCCGACUGUGAAGGGCUGGCAUGUGGCUAUGGCUGGAACUUCACUGAAUGUAGCCAGAAGCACAACUGCCACUAUGGGCUCAUUAAUUACUACCAGAGCAUGAGUAUGGUGUCUGGCUUUGCACCCCUGAUCACUGCAGGCAUCUUUGGGGCCACCCUCUCUUCUGCCCUGGCCUGCCUUGUCUCUGCUGCCAAAGUCUUCCAGUGCCUCUGUGAAGACCAGCUCUACCCUCUCAUUGGCUUCUUUGGGAAAGGCUAUGGAAAAAACAAUGAGCCUGUCAGAGGCUACCUCCUGGCUUACGUCAUUGCUGUGGCCUUCAUUCUCAUUGCGGAGCUCAACACCAUUGCUCCCAUCAUCUCCAACUUCUUCUUGUGCUCCUAUGCACUCAUUAACUUCAGCUGCUUUCAUGCCUCCAUCACCAAUUCUCCAGGAUGGAGACCCUCAUUCCACUAUUACAACAAGUGGGUAGCCCUAUUUGGGGCAGUCAUCUCUGUGGUCAUCAUGUUUCUCCUCACCUGGUGGGCAGCCCUUAUCGCCAUUGCUGUUGUCAUCUUCUUGCUGUUAUAUGUGCUCUACAAGAAGCCAGAGGUGAACUGGGGAUCUUCAGUCCAGGCUGGUUCCUACAACUUGGCCCUGAACUAUUCAGUAGGACUCAACGAAGUUGAAGAGCACAUUAAGAAUUACAGACCCCAGUGCCUGGUCCUUACUGGGCCUCCAAAUUUCCGGCCAGCCCUGGUGGACUUUGUGGGCACAUUCACCAGGAACCUCAGCCUGAUGAUCUGUGGGCACGUAAUCAUUGGACCUCGAAAACAGAGGAUGCCAGAGCUCCGGCUCAUCUCCAAUGGACACACAAAGUGGCUGAACAAAAGGAAGAUCAAGGCUUUCUACUCAGAUGUGAUUGCAGAAGACUUGAGGAGUGGAGUCCAGAUUCUAAUUCAGGCAGCCGGUCUUGGGAAGAUGAAGCCCAACGUUCUGGUGGUUGGAUACAAAAAGAACUGGCAGUCAGCUCACCCGGCCACGGUGGAGGAUUACAUCGGGAUCCUCCAUGAUGCUUUUGAUUUCAACUAUGGUGUGUGUGUGAUGAGGAUGAGAGAAGGUCUCAACGUCUCCGAAGUGAUGCAAGCCCACAUUAAUCCUGUAUUUGACCCAACUGAAGACCAGAAGGAAGCCAGAGUCAAUGGAUCAAGGCCAUCUGUCAGUGUGAAUCCAGAGGUCCUGGUGGCUGAAGAACAAGCUAGCACCAUAUUCCAGUCGGAACAGGGCAAGAAGACCAUUGAUAUCUACUGGCUCUUUGAUGAUGGAGGCCUCACUCUCCUGAUUCCUUAUCUCCUUGGUCGAAAGAAGAGGUGGAACAAGUGUAAGAUCCGAGUGUUUGUUGGGGGCCAGAUCAACAGGAUGGAUGAAGAGAGAAAGGCAAUUAUUUCACUUCUGAGCAAGUUCCGUCUAGGAUUCCAUGAAGUUCAUGUCCUUCCUGACAUCAAUCAGAAGCCUCGGCCAGAACACACCAAGCGCUUUGAGGACAUGAUUGCCCCUUUCCGCCUGAAUGAUGGCUUCAAGGAUGAGGCUACCGUCAGUGAGAUGAGACGUGAUUGCCCCUGGAAGAUCUCGGAUGAGGAGAUCAAUAGGAACAAAAUGAAGUCCCUCCGGCAGGUGAGACUGAAUGAGAUUCUACUGGAUUACUCUCGAGAUGCUGCUCUCAUUGUCAUAACCUUGCCAAUAGGAAGGAAGGGGAAAUGCCCGAGUUCCCUGUACAUGGCUUGGCUGGAAACUCUCUCUCAGGAUCUGAGACCUCCUGUCAUCCUGACCAGAGGAAAUCAAGAAAAUGUUCUGACAUUUUACUGCCAAUAAGGCCAGGACUGGGCCUCAACUCUCGCCCCAGCUGUCCAUGUGUGGGAACUGGCUGGCCCUCUUUCUCAGACACCGAGGAUUCAUGUUACUGCUACAGUGUAAGCAGACACCAGUGACACCAUAGUAAGCAGAUUUCCAAGCACUGUUUCAACUUUAUUUCCCUUAGCUAAUGUGUCUCUUAGAUCUCAUCUCCUUUUCUGUGCCAUGGACCUCUUUGGCAGUCUGGUGAGCCCAUGGACCCCAUCUCAGAAUAAAGUUUUUAUAUACAUAAAAUAAAAUACAUAGGAUUGCAAAGGAAGCCAAUUAUACUGAGAUGUUGACAUAAAAAUAUUCAAACUUAAGUUCACAGACUUAAGGUCAAGGCCUCCUGCUUUAGGUUGAUCAUAAGGAAGGGGAAAAAUAUCUUGACCCACAUUUUCUUUUUGAAGUUUUCAUUUGGCCAUCAUUAUAGCUAUUUUAAAUCCAUAACUUCAUCUCCGUGCAAAGCUCCUGGGUCAGAGUUACUUAAGGGUUUGUUAGCAUUUUUGAAAAAAUAUUUUCACCUAUUCCUUGUGCUUUGGCAUCAGGAAAAUCUCAGCUGGGCCACUUCCAAUUAGUCAAAGGUUUGGGGAAUUUGGUGUUGGUAUUGUGGCAAGAAUGAUGAUCUUGGUGUCAAGAGAACUUGGGUUCAAAUUCCAACUCUAUCUCUUAAUGCCAGAAUGGACCAACAGUCACUUAACUUUCCUAACCUGUAAAAUGAGGGGAGCUAAACUGAGUGACUCUUAAGGUACCUUUCAGCUCUAAAUCAAUAUGCUGGGAAAUUCUAUGACAUUAUUUCUCUAGUGAUCUUUCAGCCAAUGAAUUCUCAUUUGGGUUUGUUCCUUGACCUUAAUUUAUUUUGGGAAAAUACCCAAUUCUAGCAUGGUGGCUUGACUGUCUCAAAGAAAGGAGGAAGCUAUAAGGUCUUGGUGAUUGUUAAGAAAUGAUAGAAUUUGGGUUAACAGAAUAAAGGGAGGAAAGCAAAGAAAAAGGAGUCUAAAGAUGACAGUGCAAGAUAUUUAAAGAGCCCAUGGAAAGAAAUGUUGGUGGGGUGAUGAGAAAUCUGGGAUAAGGUUGGAGGACAUAUUCAUAUGGCAGAGGUAACAAAACAGAAAGGAAGAAAAGCAAA